AUGGCAAAGGGACAACCUCGGCAAAGAGAGGAGCCAUGUACACCUCUGCAAAACAGAACAGAGUCAAAAACGAAAAUCAAACUCACAAGAUAUGGGAAGAUUACACUCUGUACCUUAAUGUUGGUGAUUGCUGCAGUCAUCACUGGACUCAUUGUCUAUUUUGUUGCCUAUGGAAAGACACCUUUCUACUAUCACAUCAGCUUUAAAAUCAACAAUAUUGACUAUGACAGCAAAUUUGCAAAACCCUAUUCACAAGAAUAUAUGGACCUAAAUAAAAAGAUAGUAUCUUUGAUAAAUGAAACAUUUAAUGAAUCCAAACUGAGAAGACAGUACAUCAAGUCUCAUGUUGUCCAAGUAAGCAAAGCCAAAGGGAAAGUGGUAAUACAUGCUAUACUGAAGUUUAAAUCUUGUUACAAAAAUAAUGCAGCAAAAUUUUGGGACAGAACUGAAACAAUUUUACGUGAAAAACUAAAGGGCCAAACUGGGUCAUUAUUUAUAGAUUCUUCCUCAUUUAAGUUUUCAGAUAUUGCAAUGCCGAUAGCAGAAAAUCUUCUUCAUACCUGUUGUGGGCAACGCACAAUAACUCGCUCUGGCAACAAAAUUGCAGGGGGUCAGGAUGCGGAGGAAGGUGAAUGGCCCUGGCAAGCCAGCCUUCAACAGAACAGUGUCCACCGAUGUGGAGCUACUCUGAUUAGUAACAACUGGCUUAUCACUGCUGCUCACUGUUUUAUAAAGGAAAAUAAUCCCAAAGACUGGAAUGUCAGUUUUGGGCUUCUUUUAAGUGAUCCAAAAACACAACGAACUAUCAAGGAUAUUAUAAUUCAUGAGAACUACCAUUACCCUGCACACGAUAAUGACAUUGCUGUUGUGCAUCUGUCUUCACCAGUAUUGUAUACAAGCAAUAUCCGAAGAGCAUGUCUUCCAGAAGCUACUUAUAAAUUCCCACCCAAUUCAGAAAUGGUAGUCACUGGAUGGGGAACAUUAAAGUCUGACGGAAAAAGUCCUAAUAUACUCCAAAAAGGAUCAGUGAAGAUUAUAGAUAAUGAGACCUGUAACAGUGGAAAGGCAUAUGGUGGAGUUGUCACACCUGGAAUGUUGUGUGCUGGGUUCCUGGAGGGACGUGUGGAUGCCUGUCAGGGUGAUUCUGGUGGACCAUUGGUUAGCGCAGAUUCAAAAGGUACCUGGUUCCUUGCUGGUAUUGUAAGCUGGGGAGAUGAAUGUGCUCUUCCAAACAAGCCUGGUGUCUACACUCGAGUGACAUACUAUCGAGACUGGAUCAUGUCCAAAACUGGUCUAUAG
Marmota flaviventris (yellow-bellied marmot) is the source of this 1299-nucleotide messenger RNA. Its product is annotated as transmembrane protease serine 11C-like. Gene Ontology annotation, biological process: proteolysis. NCBI's taxonomy places the organism in Eukaryota, Metazoa, Chordata, Mammalia, Rodentia, Sciuridae. Gene Ontology annotation, molecular function: serine-type endopeptidase activity. The record is from RefSeq and is a predicted model, not a curated record. Gene Ontology annotation, cellular component: extracellular region; plasma membrane.